AUUUUGAAAGCGCACAGAACCCCGACCGCCAAGCAACAAUGCUCGCCACUGAGAAGAUUCAUGUCAGAUUCGCCUUAGUGUCCGUGGCGAUUUCAGUUCUUGUUUUGUGUAACCCCACGGAAGCAUGGUACAAGCAAGCAACUGGCCCAAGUUACUAUUCAGUGGGCAGAGCUUCGGGUCUGCUUUCAGGAAUCCGGAGAUCACCUUACAUCAGGAGGUCUGAGUCCGAGUCCGUGCUUGAAAGCGGAGAGUCUUCAGAAAACAACGCGAUUUCCGAGCCGGGAGACCGAAAGAACCCAUUCCUGAAAAACAUGGCAAUGUGCGUCAAGGACAUCUCGCCAAACCUGCAAAGCUGCGAGCUAGUCCAGGACGGCACAAGUGUGUUUCAGUGUAAAGCGAACGUGUUCCUGUCUCUCGAUUCACAAAACUGUCUCAACGCCUGAAUCGAGUUCUUAAUCCGUGUCAGUCAAAGUACAUCGCCUCUUCCACGGGAGAGUUCCAGCGACGAGAAAAGCGCAUUGGACCGACACUGAAUGUCUCCCAUUUUACAAGACAACAUAAAGUAGCCUUCGGUAUGUGUCAGAAAUGCUCAUUCUGUUUUGCCCUUCUGCUCGUAAAUGGGCAACAGAUGUAUAACGUUAUAAUUUAUUUGCUGCUGUGCCGAACACCCGA
Molecule: messenger RNA, 672 nt
Organism: Conger conger (European conger)
Lineage: Eukaryota; Metazoa; Chordata; Actinopteri; Anguilliformes; Congridae
Product: neuropeptide B-like
Exons: 2
Coding region: 39-443 (134 amino acids)
Biological process (GO): G protein-coupled receptor signaling pathway; feeding behavior
Molecular function (GO): G protein-coupled receptor binding
Source: RefSeq, a predicted model, not a curated record